GGAAAAACUGCUUUCUUUGAAAAGCACGAGAAUGAUGAGGUUUCAAGCCCUGAUGGAAAACCCGCUACACUAUGUCGGCGUCCAAAACAGCUCACCCCUCUAAUUGAGAGUAAGUUGUCAACGGACGUUAACUUAAUCUUCAUCGUUAACGUUAAGCCAUACAAAAUAUCUGCUUGCGAAUCGAAGUUUUCUGUCUUCUCUCUCUGACCUGAGUUUAACAUAGGUGUUCUUCUCUUUCAUUUUUCCUACACUGUAUAGUGUAUUAAUUUCAUCAGUCAAAUCUGAGGUACAACCUACUAUGACAUGUUCUUUUCAUCUUCUUUCAUCGAAGGAAAAAUGGCAAACUUUGAAAGUCCAAAUCCAAAGGAUGAAACUGACAGUAAAGUGAACGAUAAUGGCAAAAAGGAAGACUCCUUAAAUGGUCAGCAAGCUAAAGGUAUUUCAGCAUACUCAACACCGAUCAAAAGAAAUGGCCUUGAUUAUUUUAAAACCUUAGAAUUUCGUCUGUUUUAUUCGACAGACAGACAUGGCCACUCUCCAAAUCUUCCUCGUCCUGGCAAUCCUCGACCCCAGACUUCCAACUUUUUUUCUGCGCGUACAGCCUUCUUGUUGGUCACCUUGAUUGCAGUUGCCUUGGCAACAAGCAAGGCCCCUACCGUCAAAAUCGUGAUUAGUGUACCGGCAAGUUUUGUAAAAAAUGGUUCAAAGAUUUUCUUUAAUGAGGAUUUCCACGGAAAGCUGUUACUGUCUGAGGGAUUCAAACGGAGAAAACAGAAUUUUCAACAGUUUGGUAAGUGGUGAUGUAGUAAUGAAAAUAUGAAAAACAUACAUAGAAACAGCGGUGAAUAUUCAACUGAAAGAAGAAGCUUUUUCAGUUGCGAAAAGAAAGCCUGAAACAACCUCGAUCCCGGGGUUCCCACUUUUGCUCCCUUGAACGUCCUGGGGACCAGGUUGAGCCAGAAAAAAUUUUCAGGCUUGUAUGGAAUUUGUACCCUUGACCCCUACUAUACAAGAGCAGCGCUCUAAUUGAGCCAACAAACCCAAAUGAGAGCAGGUCAAUGACAUUGAGUUAGUUCGUUAUAAACCAUGGAAAGGUAAGUGGAGACAUAAAUUCAAAUAAAUUGAAACUCGCUAACAGUAGGUCUGUUUGGAUUAAUCGACUGUUUGUUUGGUUUUGUUUAGCUGUAUCGCAGGCGUCCAACAAAGUGUCUUCUCUUGAUCCUUGCCAUGGAUCAUGCAAGUUUGCUUGUGACGUUCAAAGCAGACAGUGUAUCUGCCUUAGAGGAUAUAAAAUGAAAGGAGAGAGUUGUCAUGGUAUGACAAAUGCUUGUUUUACUUUUUUAUUAUUGCGGUUCGAGUUUUUCUUCAUCAGUUCCCGUUAGACAGAGAAGAAGGGGCGAUAGAUCGCUAUCAUAUAGUAAGGUGGACACCCCUUUGGUAAACUUCACUCGAAGGCAAAGGAAAAACCCUGAAGGAAAAACUCGAAAGUCUUCAAUGUUAUUUUUUGUGCAAAAUCAGUUGCGAGAUUAAUCAGGAGACAUAUUCUCAAGCCCUGACCCUAGCCUUAACUUGUGUUCAGCCUUUCCAUAACAACGAUAAACAUUUAAACCACAAAAAAAGAAUGAAAUAUUGUAAAUACUGCUUACGUACAGAUGUGUACGAAUGCAGCAGCAACAAGCAUAACUGUCAUGCGCAAUCCACAUGCAGCAACACCGACGGUGGAUUUACGUGCACCUGCAAUGAUGGCUAUUGGGGAGACGGUGUUAAAUGUUAUGGUACGUUAAAAUUAGAAGCUUUGAUCGCUUAUAUCCUUUACCGAAGACAAUUUAUUCUGUAGAUGUAAUGUCAGUCUAGAGAACUCGCUGUAACAGAGCAUUUUUUCCCUGUCUACCAUCUUUUGCGCGCACCAGAUAACAAGAAAUGCCUUGUAGCAGUUUAGUAUAUACCGAAAUAAAUCCUCUGAAUCAGAAUUUGGGGGUGAAUUGCAAAUUGCUUCACAUAACUUUACAAUUAUCUAGUACCAAGAGCCAAUCACUCCUUAGAGUUCAUAGGUGUCAGUGGGUUAGAAUGUCAGUCUAUUUUGAUUUGAAAGUAGCUGGGUUCAUAGUGGCUCAAACAAUGCAGCAUGACAGAAAGGCUUCUUAGUCCUCGCUUCCACAUUUUUUUACAUAACAGUUAAAUUUUUGUCACUUGAUACUUCGCUCCUCUCGUUCAUUCUACUGAUCUCUGAUUGGCCGAGAGGUUUUUGGCUCGAUCUAUAAGUCUAUAAAAGGUGGUAAAUAAUUCAUCUAUUUUGUGUUAUUCCUCUCAACCUUGGAGUCAGGUUUGAAUUUUGAUAAUUUGAAACUGGCCUAUUACGUUUCCUUCUAGGUUGUACAAUCAAGCCGUGCCAAGAAGGGUUCUACCUAUCUGCGUCAUGCACCCGAACACGUGACCGAGUUUGCACAGGUUAGAUGUGUUACCUGCUGGCAAAAUAAUUUUCGAAGUAUGCCAUGAUCUGAUAGUCUUUAUCACCCUUUUUUAUCACUGUAUUACUGUGGCAAUGUAGUGUUAUCAUAUACCUUUAACACUUUCACUGCCAGAGUGAAUGAUGGAGCCUAGCGUUUGAGUCGAUGGUCAAAGUCCAAUUAUGUGACCAUUCAAAUGAAAUCUAUUUGGCAAUGCUUUCACUCGGCAAUGUUGUUUUCCAGCAUUUUACGAGUUGAUAAUGUUAAGCUAGCUUUCAGAUUGAUUAGUGCUCUUAAUGCCUAAGCAAGCUGAUUUGACUCAUUUUGUUUACAGCUUGCACCCCCAAAUGUGACGGGACGACAUACCAAGCUUAUGGCUGUGGAUUAACGUUCGAUCGGAAAUGUGUCGGUAAGGAAUCACAGUUCGCCUAAUCGGGUAACGUUAAGAUCAACAUUCUUCGCGUAAUUUGUAUCGAUGUCUUGCCAUUGGAACCAGAAAAAAUUGAAACGUUCAGUUACACAAAACGUGAUCUGUAACAACCCCUAAAAGAAAGUAGUUGUCUCUCAUACGGUUAACGUAAUGCAACGCUAGCUGCGAAAGAAUGUCCUGUGCUCAAUCAACAACCAAUGUACGUCUUGCAACAUGGCCGCUUCAAAGGGUCUAACAAUGGGAAAUUUGGAUGUUUUCUGUUGCAAGAGAAUUGGAGAAAAAUCUGAUGUGACAGCGCCUGAGCGCGCGAAUGCAGUCAUGAUGUUAAAGCCAUUAUUACAUAUUAUCCUAUUUAAUGCUUUAUUUGUUGACAAGACGUUGCGUCAGCGGCCUAAAAUUAAGUAAUUGCGAUUGAAACGAUAAUGAAAAAAAUAAUAACAACACUGAGGAAAGUUUAGACAGACACUAAGGUUCUUUUUUGUUGAUAGUCUAUAUAGCCAGCUAUUAGUUCCUGGGACCAGUUACAUACAUCUUAAAUGGCGUCGGACGUUCAGCUCAUUCAGCGUCUAGUUUGAUGCAACUAGCCCCUGGUCUUACUUUCAGCAUAACAAAGUAUCCUCAAUUUGCUUUAUGUGGCUUCCGUUAUAGAUAUUUCCAGACCCCUAACCUUAGCCAGACCUUCCAAUGACAGUAAUUUGCAUGAAGGUAAUGUGGAACUUUAAUUCUUUUUGCUGAGAUGAUUACGUCAGUUGCCAAAAAAACGUGUGCUGAUGCCUUCUUUUUUAUUUAGUUCGAACAGGUUCCAGACUCGUCGUUCUCAAACCCACAAAAAACAUGGUCCUUCUAGAGGAUCGUCUGCAGUUGGAUAGCCAAAACAUAACCUUUGUACUGAAAGGUAACUCCCCAAACAGGACUCGUUUGAAUCGGAACUCAAGCUUCUACGUAGACUUGGAAAUUGAGCAAGUCAACCUUGUUCCAACGUACACUGAUUAUGAUGCAUGGAAGUCAAAUGAAAAUCUCAAUUUUGUCUAUGUACGUGGAUUUCCAAAAGUCUUCAGCAACUAUUGCCGCUAUCCAGCCCCGAAUCACUACGCUUUAAAACAUAACCUAGAAAAAAAUCGACAGACAAAAGUGUUCCCGGCAAAAUGUUUUGAACACUCGCUAGGUCUCUGCCCAAGCAACACAGCCCCUGGCGAAGUCUACUACUACAGAUCCAUAAACGAUGCAUGUAUCACUGCCAAAGACGCUCGUAUUUGUCGCAAAGCCAACCAGAGCGAGUGUAGACUGAAAGAGGACCCUAGUAAGCUAUAUUGCACGAAUUACACAAAAAUUGUGACCGAUAUAUUCAAUAUCAAAGAGUCUGACUUUGUCGAUAACCCCUUGGAUACAUUUCCAACGAGCUUCUGCAGCGACGCGUAUCGAGCGUGCCUUGUGUGCAGAGAAUUGUGUUCAAAUUGUGACUCUACCUCAAACAGCCAAGGCAGCAGCUCCUGUUCGUGCUGUUUCAAAGGAUGUUUGAGACACUGCAGGAAUUACUACAGCAGGGACUGUACUCCGGAGCCUAAGCAGUGCGCUGAAGGGGAUACGAGCCAGUUUACUCUGUCAAUGAAUACAUCAGUCAAUUUGAAUUUACAGUUCAACUGUUAUCUGGAGCUCAACCCUCCGGAGACACUGUAUUCUCUAAGAUAUCGUGUGCAGCACGAGAGUGGGCGAUUCAUCUCCUCGUGGAUAUCUAAAACCUUGAAAACGUCGCAACUAGACGGCUAUCCUUACUCAAACAUACAAGAAGGAACGCAUCACCUAGACUCAUUAGAAAUAUCACACUCGACAAAUUUUGACACAUCUCCCGUUAUUUACCUUCGAGGCCAAAGAGAGUCUUUAAAAACACCUUAUAGUUAUAGGGUAUCGAGCUUAGUUGACGAUGAUGAUGAAACAUUGGGAAAAGCCGAUGCGGAUAACACCAUACACUUUCAAACUAAGACACCGUUUUCGUUGACUACAAGAUCUUGGAGCAACGGUGAGACCUGCCAAAAACUUGCUGACUGGCCCCAAACUCUUCGCAAACCGUAUAGUAAUCUGAAACCCGCAAAAGUGGAACAUUUAGGCGUGCAAGGAAAAGGCGAGUCCUUGUAUCAGAUACGAGAUCCUCACCGACCUCCUUCGAUGACCGUGAGGAUUUCCGAUGAUGAGUCUCUUUUCAAAUAUAUUUUGAGGAACGCGAGCAUCAGCAACGACGAAACAUUCCAAAGCGUUUUGUCACGAAGUAAUACCAGUUGGAAUUUGAAGAUAUCUGGUGUUUUAACAAGCUGCCCUGGUUUCUUCACACUUCAAGCCAUCGAUGAAGUUGACAGCGUCAAAGUUCUUGAUCAAGAUGUGGUAAUAAUUUGUCCUGAAACCCACUUCAAACUAGAAAUUCAUGUUCCAAGAAAGAAUUCGCAAGACAAAGAAAGAUUGUUCAGUGUAUAUCUGUCUGAUGCAAAACAGAAACUGAAACUUCAGCUAGCCGUUGUUGACCAGCCCUCGAGAAAGGGUAAAGAGCCGGUGAAAAAAAGUGAAGAUGAAAAACCAGAUCCGUGGUUAACCUUAAUGCCUCUCUUUGUGGUUACUGGAUGCAUACUAUUAUGUUUGUUUGCGAUUAUGAUUUAUGCACAAAUUACUCACAAGACUGACGAAGAUGUAAAGGACGGUCCACCCGGGUGGAAAUUUGUCAAAACCAAAGACAUCAAGACUGUAAGAACUGAAAGCAGUGGGAAGAAGACACAACCCAAAGAUCCAAACAGGCUUAAAAGAAGGCAUCUAAUUUUAGUCUUAUUUUUCGUGUCAUUUAGGGUUGUCUAUAGCUUAAUUUUUACAUUCUCGAUGGCGUUUGCGAUUCUGACACUUCUUCACGGACCUAAUAUGAAAAUAAUUGAAGAAUACCAGGAAUUCGUCCAGAGCAAAGUAGACGAAAGCAAUGCCAUUGCUUUACAAAUGGAUCAGCACCGCGAAAAAGAGGCAAAACGCAAUUUAGAGUCCAGUGAAGACAUUCAGAGAUCGUGUGACUUCUAUCUGGGACUACAGCUUCAGUGGCUAAGGUACAACAUGACUUGUUUGAUCCAGGAGAACCACUUAAAAAUGUUUAAUAAGCUGAGCCAGAAAAUUGUCAGAAAAGUAACCGAAAAAAUUCAGGCCUUAAAGAAGAAAAUUGAUCAGCGAGUGAAAGCCUUCCAAGCGAGUACCAGAGGAAAGCUGAAAGACACCAAAGAAAGAUUGAAAAACUAUGGAAGAAGAGUGUACAACAAUGGAUGGUUUGCCUUACCUAAAGGAGCCUAUAAAGUGAAGAAAGCGUUUGGAAGAAAAAGAAGAGAAACAGCAGAAGGCGAUAAUUAUCAAAAGAUUACGCAAUUACUCAACAAGAGUGAAGGAACCACAGGAUUUCGUUGGAGAGCUCGAAAUGCCUUUCGAGUUAGAGUCAAACGCAGCAUAGCUGACAGUUCCUUCAUCGGUUUUCUGGACUUCAUUGGGGCAGUUGAUCAAGAUAAGUUGGUUGAAUAUGAGAAUAACAUCAACGCCAAGCUUCAGUACGCCAAAGAUGGACUGGCGGAUUUUAACGACGUCCUCAAAACAGGAAAGUCCCCUGAACAUCCACUUAGUACCAUACUCAUGUGUCCUUUGCGUUAUAUGCUAAGCUCUGCAAAGAAGCAGUUGAAAAGUGGAAUACAAAAGCUUGCGGACGAGGGAGACGAGUGGAUAAAAGCUAGGACCGAAUGUUUUAGAGGCAACACGAGUGAUUUCUUUGCGGCUAACGAGUCCACACCAGAGUUAAGCGUUAGCGAGACAAAUUCCAGUUUCUUUUCCGAGCGUAUUAGUUACGAGGAAGUGGAUGGCUUAGACGGAUUCGGAAACAUUUCCAGGGUGAAUAAAUCUUCUCUAAUCGAAUCAGCACGGGGAGGCGCCUACUACAAUAUCGAAAAAGGAGAUGUUAUGGAGGAACAGGUGGACAAGCAAAAGGAGGAAUUGUUAGAAGAAGAGGGAAAGUAUAAAAACCUUACUAAGGCGUAUGAUGCCGAUGCAUUUAUAGUCACCAAGAAAGCAGUUUUGGGUGUUCUUGUUGUUAUCGAUAUUCUCCUUUUAAUAUAUAGGGGAUCGAAAACUUACCAGAUGGCUUUCAGAUUAAUUCAAGGGUUCGAAGAAACUGUGAGGCACGAUGAGGAUGAAUUCGAAGAAAAACCACCUGCUAUAAAGCAACGAGCUGAGAGAUUGUUCCGAAGGGUCGUCGACUUCGUAGUCGAGAGAUUCUCUAAGUUCCUCACAUUUUGCAAGACACUUCAUAAAAAGAUUAUGCGAACAAAUCUUCUUCCGAUGUGCGUAAUAAUUGUUACUUCUGGUGCUGUUUUGUACUUGAUUAUUGCUGUUGUUUUCAACGUUAUGAACGUUACGGUUAUUGAAGAACUAGGUGGCUACGAUUUGAUUUCGUCCCGCCUUGAUACCGACUACAACUUUACCAACUUGGCUAUUGCCGAUCAAGUUGACUUUAUAAAUAAUAACGAAAUGCGACUGUACAAGGAGUCGGUAAACGAGACCUUGUCUGAGUAUAAAAGAAUGACAGUGGAUUUCAACCAGGAACAACGAGAACGCAUUGAGCAGUUUAAACGUCAGAUGUGUUCUCUAGAAAAUGACACAGACGCGUGCUUGAAGGGAAUGCCGGAGUUAUCUGCAUCGACUCUGAAGUUUGAUCCACAAACCUGUAUAAUACCCAAACUGGAAGGGACGCCUUAUGAAGAUUACGAUGGAGAAGCUUAUCGUCAACGACUAAAAAAGGAAUCCAAACGGUUUGUUGACGCCGUUCGAAACAUUGUCCUGGAUACCAUAUACUUCAUCGUGAGUGUCGUAUUGUCGAUUAUUAUGAUAGCUGUUCUAUCUUACGGGGUGUUUGUCUUUCUCAAGUCAAGAGGAAUGGUGCGAGUAAAAAAGAUCCAUGUAUACAAGUCAUUGCCCCCAGAAAUUUUGGAACAGUUUCAUCUGACGUCAUCAGAAUAUAUGGACGAACAAGAUGGUAGCAAAACUACAGACGCCGGUCCUAAGAAGUUACAGGUUCCCAAGAUUUUCCUCACGGAAUCUAAAGAAGAUUUAAGAACCAGAGAGUCCGAGGCAUGA
Molecule: messenger RNA, 8013 nt
Organism: Porites lobata
Lineage: Eukaryota; Metazoa; Cnidaria; Anthozoa; Scleractinia; Poritidae
Source: the annotation of a GenBank genome assembly